Molecule: messenger RNA, 591 nt
Organism: Aspergillus novofumigatus IBT 16806
Lineage: Eukaryota; Fungi; Ascomycota; Eurotiomycetes; Eurotiales; Aspergillaceae
Exons: 1
Coding region: 162-476 (104 amino acids)
Source: RefSeq, a predicted model, not a curated record
CUCUCAUACUAUCUCUCUAUAUUAUAAACCUUCUAAUCUUAUAUUCAACAGUCACAUGCUCCUGAUUAAGUAAUUAGUCGGUCUUAGACCCUUGUCGUCCACUUUCCAUCCUCCUGCCGCUCGAUCGAUCCUGACCUUGAGGUUGAUGAGGUUGAGCAAUAAUGGGCACAGAAGAUACAAGUUUCUCCUGCAAUAUCUGCGGGGGCCGCCCCCAACAUACAAAAACCUUAUCAAACAGUCCUCGCUCCAGUAUCUUGACGAAGCAAACCAAAUUAGCGACCAUGAGGCAUUUUGAUGAUUACUGCAAUUGUGGAGGGCAACAGGAGCAAGUAUGUACUGAGCGGUGUCGGCAGGGCAUACUUGAAACCAGCCUAAGACUGCAAACCAGGACGGGGAUUCGAGAUUCUGCAAUGCUAUGUUUGGAUAUGACUCUGCCUACCUUGCCGCAACCGGGCUCAAAAAUGGCGGACAUGUAACGUUUAUAUUUAAGGCACCUAGACACGCCGUGCUAAGGGCAGGAUAGUUCAUGAAUGUCUCUGCCCCAGAAAGCUAUUGUCCCCAUAAAUGUCUCAAAGGAAGCACCCCGAGUGC